GGAGUUUUUUGGUUGUCCUGGUGCUGUGUUUUAUUUCGCUAUUUCUUUUUUUGCGCCACCCAUGGAUACCGUUACACAUUUUUAACUGUUUUAGACACCCCUGCACUCUGGUUGGCAUAAAACACAGUGUAAUGUGAAAUGCCAUUUCCUGGACGGGUCAAGACAGCAUCCAUUCCUAGAUUGUGUUGACCACUUAAUGACCAUGUUUGGCCAUGGAUAUUGGAAGCUCUGCCAUGCUGCAGUUAGCUGAUAGCCAUUUUAGGUGGUUUCUUUCCACCACAGGUUCAAGGGCAGUGUUAAAUUUAUUGGGCAUUUUCUUGCCAUUAUCUCCUUUGCCUUUCUCAUUUACAUGCUCCUGUAUUUGAUAAGCUCCUUUGUUCAAGGAGAUCAGAUUAUGAACCAGCUUCAGCCUUUCCUACACAUGCUCUAAUCAGGGACAUACCUAGAUAAUGAUGCAGACAGACAGGACACUGAGAUGAUGCUUUAAAUAUGACUGCAGAAGUAUUUGACUCAUGUUGAUUGCAUACCUAGAAUCUAGAUUAGAACCACAUCAAUUUUUUAGGAAAUAUUUAUGCUGGUUGGUAAGGUGAUUUUCUUUGGUGGUCAGCAUUCAAUGGCCAAAUAAGAUAUGAUACUAUUAAUUCCCAAAGGAGUACUGUCUGCUGUUUUUUUUCUUAACUGAAGAUCUAUGCUGUUCUGAAAUAUCAGUGAAUGGUUUGAAUUAAAUCUAUUGGUUUGAGAAUGUUCACCCUGACAAGCAAAAUGUGUGCUCAAAUAUGUGUUCAUGUGCAUGAUAGUUGCAGCACAAACAUACCUUGAUUCACUUUUCAUACAAAAUGGUUCUAAAUGAGCUGUGCAGCAAUUAUGUAAAUUUUUACCUUUCUGGACUAUUUGCUAUGGCUCUUCUGUGUGUUGCAUGUCUCAAUGUGUAUGUGAAGCUAUGGUAUUUGCUUCUUAAGUUACCUGAAAGGCUCUUAAAAUCCCAUGUGCACUGAUCCAAUUCUUUUGCAGUUUUUCUACUUUGCAAACAUGCUUGUCAAACAUGGGAGUCUGCAUCAGCUUUGACCAUUUCAGAAUUAUCACACAGAUGUGAUCCUAUCAUGUUCUAUCUGCAGUAUCUUUUUAAGCAAUGAUCCACCACAUGUCAAAUGUAUCAAAUGUAUGAUGACAUUUUGAUGGCCUGAUAUGACUUGCUAGGCAGUUCCUAAUACUUGCUGCUGGAAGUCCAUUGGAAAUACCAUUCACUAGCAAAAUGAUUUGAUAUUCAAUGCAUACCUAGGCGCGGCACCGACCAGCAUGUCAGACCAAGCCAGCUACCAGCUUCUGGGCGAGCGGUCGCGCUGGCCGGCGCGACUGCACUUCCGCCACCUAGCCUUCACUGUGGUGGCCAUGCCCCUCGGUGGUUUCCUGUUCUGCGUCGGCUGGUCCCUGUGCUACAACUUCGACGCGGCGACGUCGACGCACUGCGACGUGCCUAACUACCUGCCGUCCAUCUCGGCGGCCAUCGGCAGCUUCCCCGUGCAGAGACGGGUGUGGAAGACACUAAUCGCGCUGCAGGCGCUGCCGCGCUUCCUGGUCGGCUUCUUCUACCACGAAUACUGGCAGGACACACUGGUGCUGACGUCCGCCUCUCGCUGCUUGCUGCUGCUGGCCGAGAUACUGUACGUCAGCGAGAACUUGGGCCUGAUCGGCCUGUCAUUCGUCGCGUCGGCGGACAACUUUCCUUUUCACAAGAUGUCGUUCAUCGUGUUCCUGGUCAGCUCCGAGUUCUACAUGCUGUUGACUUGCCGGCUGUUCCGGCUGGCGCGCAGCAAGGGAAUCACUCGGCUCGAGGUGAUCUCGCGCCGCCAGAAGCUCAUCAUCUUCAUAAUCAAUCUCACCAGCCUCGUGUUUGCCAUGCACUUCUACGCGCGCCACAACAGGCUCUGCGAGCCCGGUGUGUACACCAUGUUCGCUCUCUGUGAGUACUUCGUCGUGCUCUCCAAUAUGGCGUUCCACAUGACCGCCUACUGGGACUUCCACGACAAGGUCCUGGACUUAAACAACUUCUCUUUGAGGUGACCGGCGCCGCACCGGCCCCUGCCCGACCUGGUGCGCGCGUGGCCACCCCACGUCUGGUGAAGCGAGCUUUGGCCAGGAUGGUGGUUUGCAUUGUGAUGACAAAUGUCUGGGUCGUGUGCGUGGUAGUAUUUAUCGGCUUGUUAAGUGUUAUUUGUUGGAUGUCGAGACCACACUGGAUAGUCGGAGAAACAGCAGGAACACACUUAAAAAUCGUUGAGUACAUAUGAUUUGUAUUGUAAUAGCAUGGUUAUAGUAAACAUGGUCACCAUAAACAUGGUUUCAACAGUAGCAGUUAUGUAUUGUUUAUGUAACUGUGUUCAGGUUGUGCUUUUUUACUUUUGACACCCUGAGGGUGUCAACUGUUGGUCUGUACUGCGUACAGCCAACCUAUGCAUUGCAUUGCUAGCGCAUGUAAUGAGCAAUCGUAGCGAGGCCUAGGCUGGUACAGCGCAAGGAUGUGAGGCAGUACGGAUGUAUUAUAAAUGCGGAACAGCGAUGGUUUUCCGACCGUAACUUGAGACUCGGGCAGCGCGUGGCUAUUUGGGUGGAAGUGUUCGCCGGCAGCUGUAGGUGUUUAAUGACACCUCCCUUAGUCUGCAGCGGUACAGUAGAUGUUCAUGCACAACCGCUGCAGUGGCACAGAUGUGACCUUGAACGGGGCCUGACGCGGCGUACUGGCGUCGUCGGAGACGAUACGGUCAGGCCGUUUUGCAAACUCAGUUUACGGUUAUGCAAUAAGACAUGCUGCUUGCGUUUAUGGAGAUGGAUUCGCUAAAUUGCUCAAAAUACACACGAGUGUCAUAA
This is a messenger RNA of Pollicipes pollicipes, 2865 nucleotides long. Its product is annotated as post-GPI attachment to proteins factor 2. The transcript is spliced from 2 exons. Gene Ontology annotation, biological process: GPI anchor biosynthetic process. NCBI's taxonomy places the organism in Eukaryota, Metazoa, Arthropoda, Thecostraca, Pollicipedomorpha, Pollicipedidae. The record is from RefSeq and is a predicted model, not a curated record. Bases 1297 to 2061 code for a protein of 254 amino acids. Gene Ontology annotation, cellular component: endoplasmic reticulum membrane; Golgi membrane.